Molecule: messenger RNA, 3961 nt
Organism: Anguilla rostrata (American eel)
Lineage: Eukaryota; Metazoa; Chordata; Actinopteri; Anguilliformes; Anguillidae
Product: dnaJ homolog subfamily A member 1-like
Exons: 9
Coding region: 452-1657 (401 amino acids)
Biological process (GO): protein refolding; response to heat
Cellular component (GO): cytosol; cytoplasm
Molecular function (GO): ATP binding; Hsp70 protein binding
Source: RefSeq, a predicted model, not a curated record
CGGAGUAGAUUUUAAGGACCAGUUUUCCUCCUGCAAGUGUCAUUCCCCAUCGCCAACUUGGUAUUUUUAGGAGAAUUCAUUUGAGCUUUGGGACAAUGGUGUGGAUCACUGCUAUUACGAGAUAAUAUGGUUUCAUUUUCUUCACUUGUAGAUUUUUGGCAAUUUUAAUAGUUCACUGUUACAAACUGACAAGUUACAAAAUUAAGUAGUACAUAAUCAUACUUUGCUUACUACAUACUAGAUGUCAUAACCUUAGCGUCACACACACAAGGCCUUCUUAUUCAUGGUUGCUAGGUAGGCAUUAAGGUAACUGACCGAAAGUCUCAAAAGGGAAGUUAGAAGCUGGGUAACGAGCGGCACUUACAGAAAGCAACUGGAGGAAAGUGGGUCUUCGUCAUCUGUGACUAGAACUGGGAAGAGAAUAGUUUUUGUCUAUAACGAAAAAGUUGCAAUGGUGAAGGAAACAGGAUUUUAUGACAUGCUUGGUGUCAGGCCCAGUGCAACUGCGGAGGAGUUGAAGAAAGCCUACAGGAAGUUAGCACUGAAGUACCACCCUGACAAGAACCCAACAGAAGGAGGAAGGUUCAAGCAGAUCUCACAGGCAUAUGAAGUCCUUUCAGACACUCGGAAGAGAGAGGUGUAUGACCGCGGGGGAGAGAAAGCCAUCAAAGAUGGUGGCACUGGAGGGGGCGGGGGCUUCACCUCUCCCAUGGACAUCUUUGACAUGUUUUUUGGAGGAGGUGGAAGAAUGCACCGAGAGAGGAAAGGGAAGAACAUGGUCCAUACGCUAAGUGUGUCCCUGGAGGAGCUUUAUAACGGAGCCACCAGGAAGCUCUCCCUCCAGAAGAACAUCAUCUGUGACCGAUGCCAGGGGCGUGGGGGCAGGAAGGGAGCGGUGGAGGUGUGUCAAUGCUGCCAGGGUACAGGGGUACAGGUACAGCUCCACCAGCUCAUGGGACACGUAGUGCAGCAGGUGUCCACCCUCUGCAUAGCCUGCCAUGGCCAGGGGCUGCGCAUCAGCCAAAAGGACAAGUGUAAGGCCUGCAGGGCCCGGAAGAUCUUGCGCCAGACCAAGACUCUGGAGGUCCACAUCGACAGAGGAAUGAAAGAUGGACAGAAGAUAGUCUUCCAUGGAGAGGGUGACCAGGAGCCUGGACUGGAGCCAGGGGAUGUCAUUAUUGUCCUGGACCAGAAAGCACACCCCAUUUUCACCCGGAAGGGUGAAAAUUUGAUCAUGACCAUGGAACUUCAGUUAGUGGAGGCGCUGUGUGGCUUUCGGAAGCCACUUCAGACUCUGGACAGCAGAACUCUCCUCAUCACCUCACAUCCAGGAGAGUUAAUAAAGCCUGGUACCAAGAAGUGUGUCCUAAAUGAGGGAAUGCCCCUCUAUCGCCGGCCAUUUGAGAAGGGCCGUCUCAUCAUCGUCUUCACGGUGGUAUUUCCUGAGGAGAACUUCCUGUCCCCGAACAAGCUGAAGGAGCUGGAGCGCUACCUCCCGGGUAAGGUGGAGGACGAAGACUCGGAGAGAAUGGACGAUGACCUCUACUUCUACACAGACCUGGAGGACUGCGAGUUGCCACGCGAAAGCCAUCUCUUCGAAAACAAGGAGGACACAGACUACCACUCGAGAGGUGGCAUUCAGUGCCAAACGUCCUAGAGCACUGGGAUACAUCAAUCAGGGCUCUGCUCUGAAACGAGAACCCAGGCAUUUUGGAAGCUGCAGAUGUGAUGACAGAGAUCUCACUGACAGACAAAGAAGUAGGUUUCCCUUCCAUUACUGCACAUCCUGGUUUAGGUGGCGAAUUGGGAAAAGGAUGCUGCCAAAGUGGAUGAGAUGUGCAUUUCCUGUUUGUGAGUCAGAAGACUCGCCCGUGUGAUCAUUUCAUGUGAAGGUUGAGGUGAAGUUCUGUUUUGGGGGUUGAGGAGUGACAGGAAAACAGAGGGGAUGGCUUUUCAUUUCAAGGGUGUCAAUAUGGCACAGGAUAAAGUAAAGGAAGCACAUUUUCUGAAUCCUGCAUCAUCAUUUAGGCUAUAUUAUAUUACAAAAAACAGAAUCAGUGGAAUUAUUGGGCAGUGGAAAAAUGUAGGUUUUGAUGAUCUUAUGAAAUGGUACAUAGAGCAUCACGAUACAUUUUUGCAUCUGCUGCUUGUAUAUUUUUAACUUUGCCUUUUAUUCAAAUCUGAAAUGUUAAUCUCCUGUACGAACUAGAUUACCUGAUAUAAAAAGUAUGCUGUUGGUAGUCCUUAAUUUAAAACCAAUUGUACCCAAGGAAGUUUGUGCCAAAUGCUAAUUUUAACCAAGAGGACGUGAAAUCCACUGAUUUUAAAUAUAGAUUUUUGCGUGUAAAAGCUAUUAAGCUUUACACCAACUCAGCUGCACAUAGGCAGAAAAAGAAGCAGGGUUUUUUAUUUUUAUAUUUCCCACUUAUCCCAUGAUUGUGUUCUUAGUCACCGAGAGUGGAAAAAACCUUACAAUUAUGUCAAUCCCCAUUUUAAAAUCUUGAUAUAAAAGAUUUGCCCACAAAAAAUAUAUUGCCUGGCGAAUGUGAGAAAAUGUACAUAAAGGGUGUGGUUCAGUUGUACUGACAGCAGUUAUUUAUGCAUUACCAGUACAUGUGGGAGGGAAGAUGGGCAUGGAUAUGAACAAGAGCUCAGUGUUCUUCCUGUGACACACAGGAAGUAAAUGAGAGUCCAGUGGUUGGAACUGCAGCAAGCCUUUAUUGAAGCACUCAAGUGUAAAAUUCUGUGGCAGAGCGGCCCACAAAAAAAGUCUACCAGUUUCAUCUCUUCUGGAAGCUUCCUUACACACAAAUGCUAACUUUCAAAAAUUGUUUUUUUUCUUGCUUUGCCUUGUUGGUCAAUGUCCUUUUACUCUCUCAGCCCUUAUUCUAGAAUAUUCAAACAAUAAUGCUGCUAAGAAAAUCCAAACACUUCAUCCCCCUGUCUGCAUAAAUACUUUCUGAAUGCAUGCAAUCCCAAGAUGUUCCAAUGGGAGGUGCCAGUGAUUGAAAACACAGGAAGUGUCACAACAGCAGAACUAGGAGCAUUCACCAAACACCAUGGUUUUGGAUUCAUCCAGAUAUUGAAAACCAUGCAAAUGCGAUAAUAAACAAGUGAUGAUAGCUUCAGUUCACUGCAAUCAUGAAGUGUCAUAAAUUACACUGCCAGUUAUUACUAUGACAUCACUGACAAGCCUUUGACCAAAAAACAAUCCCAUUUCUCUUAAUUAAAAAACAAGGCCAUUUAGUAGUAACCUUAAAUGCGUGGUUCCUGAAACACAAACCACAAUAACUGUGCAUACUCGGAUGCAUGAAGGGAGGUAAUUAGUGACAUUAAGGCAAGAAAACUCAACAAAGUUUGAGCAGCUAAAAAUAUAUACUGGGUAAUACACUACCAUUUAGAUUCUACAGACCAAAAUUUGAAGAAAAAAAUGUACAUUAUAGAACAGAAUCAGGCUUGUCCAAAAAUAUUUUUGUCUUUGACUCUAAUGUACAAAGGGUCCUUAACAAUGUAUAUACUGGAAGAGGUAUGUACUGUACUAAUCCAACUCCACAAAUAACCAUGCAUUACAAAAAACAAAAAAUGUAGCGACCUGGCCAGUUGGUUUUCUUUUAACUGCAUAUGGACUCAAUGCUUGGAUUCUCUGCACACAGACUUCACACACUAAAACAGAGACACGAGCAUGCACUCCCUCGAAAGGGAAACAAUACCCUGGACACAAUGAAACAUGAAGGCUAACAAGCACGUCCCAACUGGUUAUAAACAUAUAACAUCCAUGCUUUGUAGAGGCAGCGGAGACGCACGUGAGAGAGUAACAAUGAACAGGGUGGUGAAAAUGCAAACGUGAAUUGGUGAUGCAUCAGUUUAUUCAUGAAAGACGGCCACUAAGAGACAAUGCACAGCCCUUCACGUUGCCUGUCGUAAAAUAAAUAAUCAUGCAUUUCAUUACCAGAAACACUAU